ACUAUCGAUGGUAGAAGCGAUUAAGGAACAUGCCAAUAUAGAUUUUUCCCAAAUAAAUAAUUUAGAAGAAGCCUUAGAAUUAGUCAAAAAACAUAGUUUAAAAUUAGAAAAAUUUCAAAAAAGUAUUGGACAUGUUGUUUUGGCCUUUUUUGAGGAAUAUGUGGAAAAAAAAUUAAUUCAACCGACUUUUAUUUAUGAUUAUCCCAUUGAAGUUUCACCAUUAGCCAAAAGCAAAGUUGAUAGUAGAAAUAUUGCCGAUAGAUUUGAGUUGUAUAUUGGUGGAUUAGAAUUUGCCAAUGGUUAUAGUGAGUUAAAUGACCCCAUCGAACAAAAAAAAAGAUUUGAAGAACAAACUAAACAAAAAGAGUUAGGGAAUGAAGAAAUUGCUAGUUUUGAUAAGGAAUUUAUUGAAGCCUUAGAGUAUGGUAUGCCACCAGCAGGAGGGUUAGGGAUUGGCAUAGAUAGAUUAAUCAUGUUAUUUACCGAUAAAAAUAGUAUUAAGGAAGUGAUUGCUUUUCCGCAGUUGAAAAAUAAAGAAAAAAUGCAAAAUUAA
This is a messenger RNA of Ambispora leptoticha, 553 nucleotides long. NCBI's taxonomy places the organism in Eukaryota, Fungi, Glomeromycota, Glomeromycetes, Archaeosporales, Ambisporaceae. The record is from the annotation of a GenBank genome assembly.